CUUGUUGCACUCGUUGCGGCAGUCUGAUGGAACAGCGCAGCUAGGGCAGACGUGUGACCGGUUACUUAUUCCCCUCCCCCCUCCCCGCAAAAAACUCACGCAGAAUGCAGCUGAAUUAGCUUCAGGUAGUGCUUCGGUACAGUGAAAUCAGAGCAGAAACAGUUGUUCUCCGGCGAACCACUCAGAACACUUCCGAGAAGAAUUGAACGCAUUCCGAGAAUGUCGCACAACCGCGAGAAUCUUCGUCUCAGUCUGUUGGAUCUCCAAGCUACCCUGACCGCUCCCUCGAACUCCGUGGCCGCCGCCGGCGCCGCCCUGCUGCCACAAAGCCAGACCGGCGGCACGGCAUCCCACGGCAACUCCCACAGCAACAGCAACACCAGCCUCAACAUCAGCCUCAGCAACAGCAGCAGCGUCUCCCAGGCGGUCUCCAUGGCCACCACAACGGUGGCUCGCCUCAGCAAGGCGGGAUUCGGGACUGGUGUCGGUGGGAGCGGAGGAGCUGGAGCCUCAGCCGCAGGAUCGGGCUAUCACAGCGACAAAUGCGACAGGCUCAAGAAAAUGACUUCGAUUACCUGCUCCGACUCGGAGGACGACUCCGAGCGACGGGCCCAGUUCGAUAUGAGUAGUAAAUGGAAUCUGGGCGGCUAUGAAGGUGACACUCGCACGUAUGUUGUCCAAGAGAUCUACCGCAACGAGCAGUCCUAUGUGGAGUCGCUGCAGACUGUUGUUCUCAAAUAUCUGAAGGUGCUGAAGGCGCCCGAACACGCGGGCAUGAUUGACACCCGCACCGUGGACGAGAUCUUUUUCAUGGUCCCGGACAUCCUCGAGAUACACGAACGGUUCUUGGGAGAUCUAAAGCAUCGCCUGGAUGACUGGGAUGUCCAGCAGAAAGUGGGCGAUGCCUUCAUGGAUACGUUCUCGAAGCUGGAGGUCCUUGAGGUCUACACAUCCUUUGUGAACAACUGCAAUCGGGCCAAGAACGCCAUACGCUCCAUGAAGCACCAGCGACCGUCGUUUGCCAAGUUCCUGGAGUCCACCUCCCGCGAGCACAAGGGAAAACUCACCCUCGACAACCUGCUGAUCAAACCGGUGCAAAAGUUUCCCAAUUACGAGCUUCUGUUCCAGCGACUGAUCAAGCACACGGAUCACGAUCAUCCCGAUCAGAAGCACCUGCAGGACGUGCUAAAGCUGGUCCACGACAUUCUAGUGCACAUCAACUGCAAGGAGCGCGAGAUCAUGGAGAACGGCCAGCGGGAGGCGACACUGCGCGAGCUGGAGGGCGUGAUCGAAGGCAUUACCGAUCUGACAGCGCCAGAGCGGCAGUUCCUUCUGUUCGACCUCGUGUCGAUGCCCUCCGGUGCGGGGGCACGCAAGGACCGGGGCUUCUUCCUGUUCAACGACCUGCUCGUCCUCACCAGCAUCAAGAAACGAAGCGGCACCAUCCGCAAGCCCAGCAACAGCAUCUGCCCGGGCACCGUGGCCACCACGCUGGAGACCAACAAGUACAAGUGUCUCACCAAGAUCUCGCUGGACUGUCUGGAGAUUGUCAAGCCCAAGGACGAGAACAUCAAGCGCAUCGUCAGCGAAAUCGAGAGCCUGGCCGACGACUGCGGCAAGCUGCAGCAGAUCAGCGACAUCACCGCCUCCCUAAAGUACCCGCACCAGUAUCUCGAGGACGUCAUCCGCGAACUCCAUCGCGACGUCCAGCGGCAGCUCUCCGAGCGCCAGUCGAAUGACACCCAGCUCAAUAUGCUGGAGCUGACAGUCAGUUCACCAAAUGGCAACCAGAAGCUGACGGUGGUGUUCAGCAAGACGGAGAAGCGUACGGCCUGGGAGGAGACCUUCAACGAGGCCAAGCAGAAGCUGGCUGCCACUUUGGAGCGCCAUCCCAUACCCGAGUUUCUUACCUCCAUACCCAUACGGAAGACCCGCGCCGGCCUGCAGUUCACCUGCGCGGCGGCCACGCUCAGCGAGAACCGGGAUGUGUGGGUGUGCAACAGCGACGGGUACGUGGGCCAGGUGUGCAUCAUGUCGCUGCACCCAGAGCCGAAUGUCACCAGCUGCAACGGUGUCUGCAAUGCUCGCAUCCUGUGCGUGGCAUCUGUGCCGGCGUACAGCUCUUCGGCCUCGAGUCGCAACAGCAGUGGGGAGCAGACCGGUGGAGGUGGCCAGGAGGAGAAGGAGAAGCCGAGGAACAGCUCCCAGCAGCCGCAGCCCACUCCGAGCUACACACAGCAGCUGCACGACUUCCGCAAGAGCAUCUCCCCCAGCUUCCAGACCGGCUCCUCCUCGGCCACGGCCACGCCCGAAAAGAAAAAGACACCCACACCCACGCCGGUGGCGGCUGGCGACGGUGUCGCGGUGGCCGCCAGCAACAGUGAUACUCAGCUGGAGCUGAAUCUGAGCUCCAGCGACGAUGAGACGGAAGCCGCCGCUGCCUCCGCCUCUGCCUCGCUGAACGUUGCCAGCGGCAGCACAGGAUCAGCUGGAUCUGGAUCUGCGGGUCUAGUGGAACGUGUGCCUAGCCCCGCCCCCUCACUGCAUGCCGGAUAUCAUGGCCAUCAGGACUCGAAUCCCGAGGAGGGCGAGAGCAAUCAAUCAACCAUGUGGAUCGGUACCGAGGACGGCUGCAUCCAUGUCUACAAUAGCACUGACAAUAUUCGCAUUAAGAAGAACCGCAUCAAGAUCGAGCACCACUCAGCCGUCUAUUCCAUUUUGUACCUUGACAAUCGUGUGUUUGUUUCGCUGGCAAAUGGUGAUAUCUGCGUUUACCUGAGAGAUGGAGCCACCUCCUGGAAUACGAGCUCAUCGCAUUGCAUGUCCAUUGGCACCGUCACCAGUCCUGUGACCAAGUUGCUGAAUGUCAACGGCAGGCUUUGGUGCUCCAUUCAGGGCAUCAUCAAGGUCCUGGAUGUGGAGAGCCUAACGGUCAUUCAUCAGAUACAGAUAUCGUCGGAUUCGAAGCCGAUCACAAACAUGACAGUCGCCAGCAACUUUGUGUGGAUAUCCAUCCAGAACUCGGCACACAUCAAAUGUUUCCAUUCCAAUACCCACCAGCUAGUCACCGAAGUGAAUCUCGCGCCCGCCGUGAACAAGAUGCUCUCCAACUGCGACGAGAUCAUUAGGCAGCACAAGGCCGCCUGCCUGCGGGUGACUUCGCUGCUGUGCUGCAAGGAUCUCAUCUGGAUUGGCACCAGUGCGGGCGUCCUUCUGACCAUACCGGCCCUGGGCUACGAGAAGGGCGCCGUGAACAUUGUGCCCACAGGCAUUCCCCACGGCCACACCGGCCAUGUGCGAUUCCUCACAUUUGUGGAGACCACCGGCCUGGAGGGGACGACAGGAGCCGCCCGGGAGGCGAGCGGAGGUUCCACCAGCGAUGAGUACUCCAAGCAGGGCUCCAUAAAGCACUCCAAAUCCAAGUCGGAGACCAACAACACGCUGAUCAUUUCCGGUGGCGAUGGCUACGAGGACUUCCGCAACUCGGGCGCCAACUCGCUCAGCGAGAUCGCCGGCCGCGAGGACAGCACCAACCAUUUAUUGAUAUGGCAAAUUUGAAGCAGAAGGCGUAAAAAUCGCUGGAGGCUUUUGCUCUCGCGCUGGAAAAACAAUAACUGAGAUCAGGGAUCAAAGAUCAGUAGUGCCAGAUCAGUGCGUAGAGCGGAGUACAUACUGCAGCGGUUUUUAUGACUACGAUGAGAUUUACAGAGAGAGAGAUAGAGAGAGAUCGAUCUACAGCAGCUGCUAAGCUGGACAUUAGUAGGUUUAGGAUUAGGGGACGGGACUGAUUGAUGCUCGAGAACCUAUCUAAAAAUUGUGUAUAUUUGAAACUGAAUGACUAAUUACGUUCAGCCUCUAAUCAAUCAUCAGAGAUUAUGUAUUAUGUAUAAACUAUUAACUAUAAACUAUGACCCCAGAAACCACCCCAAACCCCAACCCCUUGACUAGCCUAGCCACUGGAUUAGUGCCAAAACUACAUAUAAUAUAGCCGACUCUCGCCACUUUCAAUGUACAUACAUACUGUAGAUCGCACAGAGCAGGGGGCAAGCAGAACAGAUCAAGAAGGGUAUGGAUACGAUAGAUAUUUUUGUAUUUGCUAAUAUUGUAUGUAUCUGUAGAUCCUAUUCAAGAGUUAAGCGUUCGUUCUAAGUUUGUUUGAAUUGAAUACAGGGGUCGUAACGUAAUGUGUAAAGUAAAACCUAUUAUACCUAUGCCUACCUAUAUUUAAUGCAAUAAAUAACCUACCCGUAUGCAGAGUUGAUUCUCGAUCAUCCCUGCCUCGACCCUGCCCCGAAUUCAAGCGCAUUAAUCGAAUUUAUAAUCAACUUAGAGAACACUCAAGGGGCAUGUGUAGUGCCAGCCCCGCCCCGCCCCGCCCCAGCGGAUAGGCAUGUAAAAAUCGUAACUCUAAGCGUCUCCCUAUUUUACAGAUAUACAUACAUAUAUAUUAAUAUAUUGACAAAUGAUUAAACGGCGUUUAUACCUAAAGUUUAUUGUAAAACCUAUAUAUUUCAUGCAAGUGAAUUGAAUUGAAUUUUGAAUCUGAAAAUUGCAAAUUUUAACAUACAAUACGAGUGAUAUUCAAAUGUUUUUGCUACUCGUAGAGUUUUUUUGGCAUGGUACAAACACUCAGAACACCGAACACAAAACACACACAGAGAUACACACAAAUACUUAUGCAUACUUGUAUAUUUUUCUCGGUAAUUGAAAAUUGUGCGCACCUCAAACAAAGAAACCCCCAAGAAACCCUGAACCCCAAGGCACCCUUCGGUGCAUCGUAUAAGGGUCGCGUCGCUCAAUGGCCUAAGGUGGCUCAAUGGCAAAUUGUAUUAAUUUAAGUAUGAGAAUAUAUUAUGUAUUUCUAUGUUAGAUCUGGUUGGUUAUUAUUAACAUAAAUCAUUGUUCAAUUCAA
Messenger RNA from Drosophila persimilis, 4912 nucleotides. Its product is annotated as rho guanine nucleotide exchange factor 17. Gene Ontology annotation, biological process: actin cytoskeleton organization. The transcript is spliced from 13 exons. Gene Ontology annotation, molecular function: guanyl-nucleotide exchange factor activity; protein binding. Lineage: Eukaryota; Metazoa; Arthropoda; Insecta; Diptera; Drosophilidae. Bases 220 to 3558 code for a protein of 1112 amino acids. The record is from RefSeq and is a predicted model, not a curated record.